AACUAAAGCUAAGAAAUCGAUGAAGCUAAAAGCACUCCUUUCGUCCAUAACAGCUUUGAUGUUUCUAAUCAUAGGCAGCUUUAGCUACAUUUACUAUAGAAGAAGAAUGGCAAAAAGAGCAGAUAGAAGUAAAGGUACUCAAGGGGCACAUAAAUCUCACUGGCACAAAGCUGAAGGAGAAGCAAAAGUAUUGAUGAAUGAAAACAGUGAUGAAGCGAUUGAUGUUCCAUACUUUCACUUGGAGACCAUUUUGGCUGCUACAGACAACUUCUCAAAUGCAAAUAAGCUCGGACAAGGAGGAUUUGGUCCUGUUUACAAGGGCAUCUUUCCUGGCGAAAAAGAAAUUGCAGUGAAAAGGUUAUCUAGUCAUUCAGGACAAGGCAUGGAUGAAUUUAAGAAUGAAGUGACUCUAAUUGCAAAGCUUCAACAUCGAAAUCUGGUGAGACUAUUGGGCUAUUGCAUCAAUGCAACGGAACAAAUUUUACUAUAUGAAUAUAUGCCAAAUAAAAGUUUAGAUACAUUCAUAUUUGAUGGAAAACUUUGCAAAUUAUUGGAUUGGAAGAAGCGCUAUGACAUCAUAAUGGGCAUUGGACGAGGUCUUGCUUAUCUCCACCAUGAUUCACGACUAAGGAUCAUUCAUAGAGAUUUAAAAACCAGCAACAUUUUACUAGAUGAGGAGAUGAAUCCCAAGAUUGCAGACUUUGGCUUGGCGAGGAUUGUUGAAGGAAAAAGAACAGAAGCAAAGACAAAGAAAAUAGUGGGGACCUAUGGCUAUAUGUCUCCUGAAUAUGCAUCAGAUGGUCUGUUUUCCAUCAAGUCAGAUGUAUUCAGUUUCGGAGUAGUCAUACUUGAGAUAAUCAGUGGAAGAAAGAAUACAGGAUUUUACCAAUCAGAAGAAGCAUUAAACUUGUUAGGUUAUGCAUGGAGAAUGUGGAUAGAAGAAAGGGCAAUACAAUUAACAGAGAAGUCAUUACUUGAAUCAUGCAAUAGAAGUGAAGUGAUGAAGUGUAUCAAUGUUGCACUCUUGUGCGUGCAAGAAGAUUCAAAUGAUCGUCCUAAAAUGUCAGAUGUCAUUGUAAUGUUGGUAGGAGAAGGUUUGAGUCUUCAGAGACCUAAUCGACCAGCUUUUGUUAUAAGAACACACACGUCUAGCACAUUGUCUUCUGCCUCAAAAUUCUCUAACAAUCAAGUGACAAUUACAGAAGAAGGAGGACGAUAA
Solanum verrucosum is the source of this 1219-nucleotide messenger RNA. RefSeq names its product G-type lectin S-receptor-like serine/threonine-protein kinase At4g03230. NCBI's taxonomy places the organism in Eukaryota, Viridiplantae, Streptophyta, Magnoliopsida, Solanales, Solanaceae. Gene Ontology annotation, molecular function: ATP binding; protein kinase activity. The record is from RefSeq and is a predicted model, not a curated record. Bases 20 to 1219 code for a protein of 399 amino acids. Gene Ontology annotation, biological process: protein phosphorylation. The transcript has 6 exons.